AUGGGAAUUGCUGCUAAUCUAUUUCGAGUUGUUUACGCAACUUGGAGACAGUAUAUUUAUACUGCUGGAGCAUUGCUCACAUUGACAUGGAAAUGGUUGACGAAGGACAAGGACUACUUUACGGAGUACACUUAUCCUGAACCAGAAUGUCUCAAAAAUUGGAAUCAUAAGUUUGUUCAAUUGAAAGAUAUCAGAAUGCAUUACGUGGAAGAAGGUCCUGAAGAUGGAGAUGUUCUUUUGAUGGUUCAUGGAUUUCCUGAAUUUUGGUAUUCCUGGAGAUUUCAGUUGGAACAUUUCAAGCAUACUCAUAGAUGUAUUGCAAUUGAUAUGCGUGGAUAUAACUCAACCGAUCGACCGUCUGGGAUAUCAAACUAUAACAUAUCUUAUCUCGUAGAUGAUAUCCGUCAGUUUAUUGAAAUUCUUGGAUUGAAAAGAGUGACACUGGCUGCUCAUGAUUGGGGAGCAAUGAUAUGUUGGCGUGUUGCGAUGAUGCAUCAAGAACUGAUUGAGCGACUAAUAAUCUGUAAUGUUCCACAUCCAAUUGCCUUUUUUGAUGUUUAUAAAGUUAGUAAAGAGCAAAGAGACAAGAGCUGGUAUGUUUACUUUUUCCAAUCACAACACAUUCCUGAAAUUGCAAUGAGGUCUAAUAAAAUGAAAAUGUUGGAGGCGAUGUUUCGAGGAAAACAAGCUGGAAUAAGGAAUUCACAGAACUUCACAGAUGAGGAUAUGCUAGCAUGGAAGCAUGUUUUCAGUCAACCAGGAGCCACUACAGGGCCACUGAACUAUUACCGUGAUCUUUUCAACGCUCCUUCAAUUUCUCGGAAACUCCAGAUAGUUCAACCAAAGGUUUUGAUACUGUGGGGUGAUGAAGACAACUUUUUGGAUAAGAAAGGAGCUGAAUUUUCGGUCCAAUACUGUCGCAACUGUCGCGUUGAAUUCAUCCGGGGAGCAUCUCACUGGGUCCAACAGGACCAACCAGAAUUGGUAAAUGCUUACAUGGAACAAUUUAUGAAGGAGGAUAUAUAUGGAAUUGUCGACAACUCAAAAGAAUUUAAAUCAAAUCUUUAA
Molecule: messenger RNA, 1068 nt
Organism: Caenorhabditis briggsae
Lineage: Eukaryota; Metazoa; Nematoda; Chromadorea; Rhabditida; Rhabditidae
Gene: Cbr-ceeh-2
Product: Protein CBR-CEEH-2
Exons: 5
Coding region: 1-1068 (355 amino acids)
Molecular function (GO): hydrolase activity
Source: RefSeq, a predicted model, not a curated record